Venustampulla echinocandica is the source of this 495-nucleotide messenger RNA. RefSeq lists its product as uncharacterized. Bases 1 to 495 code for a protein of 164 amino acids. Lineage: Eukaryota; Fungi; Ascomycota; Leotiomycetes; Helotiales; Pleuroascaceae. The transcript has a single exon. The record is from RefSeq and is a predicted model, not a curated record.
AUGCCCCGCAAAGCCUUCGACUUCUCCCCCUACAAGGCGGAGAUCCUCGAGUACCGGCGCCUCGGAUGGGAUGCGCAGGAAAUCCUAAUGGCGCUCCGUCUCGAGCAGAGCAAAUGGACGCUGAACCGAUGGCUGGCCAAGCACAGCCCGGACUCGAAAUACAAGCUGAUCAAGGACCAGGCCCUGCUUGAUUUUGUGCGCGAGCAGUGGUGUCGGAACCGCACGCAUAGCGAGAUCCUCGACGCUGUCAAUAAGGAGUUCCGUCCUUCUGGUGGAGAUAUAUCGAGCAGGCAGCUGAAGGUCCUGAGGCAUCAUGAGGGACUUCUGUUUCGGAGAAGAGGGGACUUGACGGAUGAGGAGUGGGAGGCUAGGAUUGCGAAGGUUACUUCGGAUUCCUCAAGGCCUCAGACUGCGAAAAGUCCUACUACUGUGGACUCAGGAGAUAAAGAAGAUCUAGCAGCUGGAGGGCCUUCCAGCUCGUCACCCCAGCCUUGA